Molecule: messenger RNA, 6373 nt
Organism: Danio aesculapii
Lineage: Eukaryota; Metazoa; Chordata; Actinopteri; Cypriniformes; Danionidae
Gene: kras
Product: v-Ki-ras2 Kirsten rat sarcoma viral oncogene homolog
Exons: 5
Coding region: 372-938 (188 amino acids)
Biological process (GO): Ras protein signal transduction
Cellular component (GO): plasma membrane
Molecular function (GO): GDP binding; GTP binding; GTPase activity
Source: RefSeq, a predicted model, not a curated record
UAAUGCUGCCCUUAGCGCUUGUCAGAAGCCGGUGAUCGCAUAGUAUCGAAUAUGUUGUAGCAGGUUGUCGUGUGCUAUAACGCUGUAAGUAAAGUGCAUUAGUCAUCGGUCGCAUAACCGUAUUCGAACUGGAAUUAUUAGUGUCGGUUAUCGGUCAGUUAUCGAUCAAGCCCUCCGCCCUGCACCUCUCAUUGAAAGGACACCGCUCUGGAUUGUUUGGGUCUACAGAUGUUUAGUCCAUUAUAAUGCAAGAUGCAUGCUGAUGCUCGGAAGAGGCUGCUCGACUGCGUGUUAUUCAUCACUUUAAUCGCCUCCACCUACUAAAAAUAACCGUAAACAGCUGAAAAUCGUUGAUUAUUUUGGGGUGAAAAAUGACAGAAUAUAAGCUUGUGGUCGUGGGAGCUGGAGGCGUAGGCAAAAGCGCUCUAACCAUCCAACUCAUCCAGAACCACUUUGUGGAUGAAUAUGACCCAACUAUAGAGGACUCGUACAGGAAGCAGGUGGUGAUUGACGGAGAGACGUGUCUACUGGACAUCCUGGACACUGCAGGUCAGGAGGAGUACAGUGCCAUGAGGGACCAGUACAUGAGGACGGGAGAGGGCUUCCUCUGUGUCUUUGCCAUCAAUAACACCAAGUCCUUCGAGGACAUUCACCACUACAGGGAGCAGAUAAAGCGAGUAAAGGACUCUGAGGAUGUCCCCAUGGUUCUGGUGGGGAAUAAGUGUGAUCUUCCGUCCCACAUUGUGGACUCCAAGCAGGCUCAGGAUUUAGCACGCAGCUAUGGCAUCCCAUUUAUAGAGACCUCAGCAAAGACAAGACAGGGUGUGGACGACGCAUUUUAUACUUUAGUCCGAGAAAUCCGGAAACACAAGGAGAAGAUGAGCAAGGAGGGCAAAAAGAAAAAGAAGAAAUCCAAAACAAAAUGUGCAUUAAUGUGAACAAGUCUUUCCUGUCAUUACGGACUCAGAAGUUCCACAACUGCAUUUUGUACAUUUACACUAAAUUAUUAGCCUCCAAUACAGAAUGGAUCCCUGUUCUAUUUGCUUUCUUAAAAGAAAAUAAGCUUUACUUCUCGUUCGGUGCCAGUUGCCCCAAAGUGUUGGUCCGUUGACGCCUUGCUUUAUGGCUUAUGUUAGCAGACGGGCUGUCAGAACUGGGUAUAUUUUGCAGUUGGUUUGAGUAGUUUUUGCAGAUUUCGAAAGAGAAGUGUGGAUUUAAAGUGGUGUGCAGAGAUUAGCUGUUUAGACUGAAAUUUGCAUGUGAGUCACUUGAUUUUUGACGGAAUUGAAACUUUAAGGAACUAUUAUUUUGUUUUUAAUGGACCAACACUUUUUUGGGGAGAUGAUUUGAUACAUUAUCACUGUGUAUGACCCUGCCUUUGGUUGUCCCGGACUUCCAAAAACGACAUGCAUGUGAACUUCCAUUGUAGUCGGAUUAACAUGCCCUCUCUAUAAAGCCAUGGUAGUGUGUGUGUGUAUAUGGUGAAAUCUUAACCAUGUUAACAUUAUUUUCCUGUUUGCAUGCUUUGUUCUUUAAACUUCCAGGGAACGGUCAUGCGUUGAAUACUGUAUAAUAGCCACUGUUGUUUAGAGAAGAUUUUUUUAGUUAGUCCAAACAGGUGCUAUUGUUUCAACAUGGCUUUUUUCUCUCUAUUUAAAUUCAUGAAGCUUGUUUGGAAGCUUUUUUCCACCAAUGUAUUAUUCUUUCUUAAAAAAAAACAUAACAAAUUAUUACAAUUGUGAAUAUCUUGCAAUUUCGAGGACGCGUCUCAUGGUUAAUAUUUGUAAUUGAGUUACAAAGUCUGUUAACUCGGUUAGGAUUGUAAGAAGUAAAGUCUAAAUUGUGAGUUGCAUCAAAGUCCCUUUAAUGGGAUGGUUCACCCGAAAAAUGAAAAUGUAUUCAUUACUUAUUCUCACUCAAGUGCUUUCAAACCAUUAUGGGGUUCUUUCUUUCGUUGAACACCAAGUUACUUUGACAAAUGUUAGAAACCUGUAACCAUUUACUUCCACAGUACUUGUUUAACAGGAAAGAAACUCAAACAGGUUUGUGACAAGUGAAUGAGGUGUAAAUGAUUUUCAUUUUUGGGGUAACCACCUCUUGAAGGCAAGUCCUUUCACUCGGCGACCGUCUUUGAAACUCCUUUAAUGCUGUGUUCACACCAGAUGCCAAACACGCAAAUAAGUCCCGCUAUUCACGCGUAAAUAGACCUGUGAACAUUUAGUUUACACUCUUUAUUCGCACGUUAAAUUCAUUUCACAGUAGACGUGGAUUCGAAUCUUGGGCAGGGCUUUUGUCUGGCCGGUGACUUUAGCUUCAUUGCUAAAUGACUAACAUGGAUUUUAUAGAGAGUAGCUGUGUGCUUUAGGAAGGCUAAAAACAGCGUAUAUUCGUCCACUAGAUCCUUUCAGAGGUGCACCCAGCUCUGUGAGUUCAACUUCUCCAGAAACUAUACCUGGAUGAUGGAGGCUUUCAGCAGUACCUCCCACUGAAUCGAGCCCAGUUUGAUGAACUGUUGUCCGGUGUCGGCGAGUAUUUCCUCUCGGGACAUGGUCAAAAUCAUUCCCCUAAAAAAGAAAGCAAUCUGAUUGGUUAAUGCGAUGUGAAUGUCAGCGGAAGUUCAGAGUUUUGAUUUGUACGAUACGCAAAUAGACUUCAUUUGUGCAAAUCGUGUCAUUCGUGCCGCCUCACUCGCGUGUAUUGCGCCGCAGGUUGUCUUUCGCUUCUUUGCAUUGACUUAACAUGUAUAUCACUGAUGGUCGACGCUUCAUCUGCGUCUGGUGUGAACGCAGCAUUAGUGAAUGCAGUCAUGCAAGUGUACAUUCUAUCCCACUGAAUGGGGAAACAUCCAAUUUUUCGGAACAGUUGGCCAAGCUUCCGAUUUAAAUUUCAUAUUUGGAAUCAACAAUGACAUUUAACACAAACUCUCUUGUAAUUUUAGCUUUUAAACAUUGUCAAAGAAAAAGUAUUUUUCCUCAUUCCUCUUGCUAAUGCGCAAUGCCAAUUCGUAACUUUUGAUUUAGUGGCUAAUUCAUAUGAAUUUGUAUGACUUCUUCCGUACAUUUUAGUACCAUUUACUCAUCCUCCAAUGAUUUAGAGGUGGGUUUGGUGUCAUGCCUCUUUUUAAAAAUCAUACAUUUUCGUACAACUGAACUUUUCGUAUGAAUUAGCCACUAAACUGACAAAACAUUAAAUAGUUUCUUUUCCUCAUGCACUCAGGUUGGCGUACACACUCAAACGUAACAUUCAGAACACCACCAUCCUUUACGGCCAUUUGUGGAGGACAUGAUCAGACGUCAUUCUGUCAGUCAAACUAUGUAACUUCCAUCCUCUUUAUCAUGCAUCUUCUGCGCUGGUAUUCUGAGGUAAUUUCCAACUUACUUCUGACUGCAAAUCUCCUCCCAAAAUUAUGGCAACCUCUGUUUACAAGUAUGUGAGUGUUCAAGUGGUUGCUGUCGUGUGAUUUGCAUUUGAAUGCUGGAGGCAGGAAAUAAUUUAAGAUGACUGUUUAUGAGGCAAGAUUCUAGUGUUCGCUGACCCCAGUGCAUUCAAAAUGAAGCUGCAGAAACUGUCGUGUAAACCCGUGUCUGGACUGUCUAUUGCAUGGGUCUCAAACUCAAUUCCUGGAGGGCCGCAGCUCUGCAGUUUUGCUCCAACCCUAAUCAAAACACAGCUGAUCCAAAUAAUUGAGGGCUGCAUCCAAAAUAAUACUUCCAUACUAUAUAGUUCGCUAAAAACAGUACGUGAGCAGAGUAGUAAGUCCGAAUUCAAAAAUCAGUAUGUAAGAAAUGAUGACCUACUACUUCCGGCGAGAUUCUGAAGUGUGCACGCUAUGCUAUCCCAUGAAGCACCGAGAGGGAAUUCAUAAAUGGGAGUGAAGCGACGCAACUGAAGCUGCGGUCACACAGCACUUUUCUCCCUAUAGACUUUUAUUCAUACACAUGCGAAUGUGUCACACUGGAAACGAAAGCUCUUGCGACAAGUUUUGCAGUUCGCUGCAUCGGAAAGUUCAAGCUUUGUGAAAUCUGACCUGAAAAAUGGCAUCACAUGAUUGCGUGAGACCAAUUGAAGAUCAAAAUAUGGCCUCUCUGGACAGGAAUUUAAAACAUGGACCAAUCGCUCACUUUUUUUAAAUGUCUAAAAAUCUAGUUUAAUCCCACCCCUUUUUGCAGCACCGUGCGACAUAAUUUCGCAAGCUCAAACUCUAGUGUGACCGCAGCUUCACGCGGUAUGGCUCAAGUGAACAUGACAAGAUGGCAGCUGUAGUACAUAUGAGUCCAAUUCAUAUACUCUCAUUCAUACUGUAUAGAACGGGCUUUUCUAACGGCAGAGUAGUACGCUUAAAUUCAAAUGCAGUACCUCCUGAGUAGUAGGCGUAUUUGGACACAGCCCUGGUGUUCAAAAGAGUCUCGAACGCCUUCUUUAGUUGGAUCAGCUGUGAUUAGGAUUGGAUCAAAACUGUGCAGAGCUGCUGCCCUCCAGGAAUCGAGUUUGAGAUCCAUGGUCAAUAGUGAUUAAUUGAUUGAUUGGCUCUUUUACUAGAAGGCGGAGCUUCCUUUACUAGCGUGUCCAUAUUGACUGAUGCGUUUUUUCUUAUUCCAAACUAUACAACUGACACGUCUUUUGGCCGCAUCUAGCAUUUCUGAGAGAAAAAAAAACUAUUUAUGGAUAUAAACUUGGAAUAGUCCUAAAAGACUCAAAGAUGUUUGAGGCUUGCGAGGAAUGCGGAAAAUCUGAAUCGUCAGAAUUAGUUGUUUUUAUUUUUGUUCCUAUUCUGUUUUGGAAUAGCAGCUAGGUUUAAUUUUCUAUUUUUGUAAUAAGAAUAAACAAUUUCACCUUUUGGUUGGUUAAGAGAACAUUUGCCAACAUCUCUGGCUAAAAACAACAGUAAUUUUAACGUUGAGAUACUGUAUAAAGAAGUGAUUAGGAUAUUUGCACAAAUACAUUGUGUAUUUAGAGAGAAGUCAAAAAACUAAAUGAUAAAGCUGCAGUUGACCACUCAGAAUUAAGUAUUCAAGAAAUAAUACGGUUGCAAGACUUUCUUCCUGAAAGGGUCUACACUAGUGAAAGCCUCACUUCUGCAUUCAGAGGUAUGAAUAUUUACCCUCUUGUGCCCAGCCAAACAGCGCCUUAGAAGUCUGAAUAAAUGCUUUGAUUUAUUUUCUUUGCUAAAUUUUGAUUCGCGAGUAUAACCUACAACUAGUUAUUGUGAGUUUAAAAUGUAUCUUCAUAAAAUGGAAUAAAACAAAUGCCUUGUUUAUGCUGCCAUCGCCUAUCAAGUCAUUACUCUGCCAGUCCAAUCAGAGCUUUCCUUUUGAACAUUUAAAUUCCCAAGUGGCUGUCGGAGUCUAGUAUACUACACUUUCAGAAAUAAAGGUAUGCAAUCUGUCACUGGGGUGGUACCUUUUCGAAAGGUACAAAUUUGUACCUUAAAGGUCCAUAUUAAUACCUCAAGGGUACAAAUUAGUACCUAAAAAGUACAAAAGUGUUUCCCCUAAAAUUUGUAGGUAUUAAUAUAUAUGUUCAAGGUACCAAUAUGGACCCUUCAAGUACAAAUGUGUACCUUUUGAAAAGGUACCACCACAGUGACAGCUCGCGUACCUUUAUUUCUAAGAGUGUAUGGUAAAACGUGGCUAGAACUAGCUUUCAGGUCUGGAGGGCAAAUUUUCAGCUAUCACUCGAACCAAAGAGAGUGAUAUAAAGAUUUUUAUUUUGCGUGGCAAUACUUGUGAUGUCAUGAGAUGAUGUCAUGUGUACAACAAGCAGAAUGUUGCUUUAAAACACCUUCGGUGAGCGGUUUUACCAUGGUGGUUUUGUUUUCUGAUAAUUACUUUCAUGCAAUUUGACUAUUACUAAGGAUCGAAAUGAGAAAUAAAUCAGGAUGUCUGCUCUUAUGCAAAGUUCAAAGUGUUUUUUUUUUUUGUGUGUGUGUGUGAUUUUUUUUCAGUUCCCUUUAAAUCAAGCAGUCUGUAAUGGAAGUAGCAAAGUCACUAGGUGUUUUUUUUUUUUUUUUUGACUUGCUUUUGAAAUGUUUUCUGUUUGUGUGCCAAUUGCAAAUGUUGAUAAAAUGGUUCACAUCUAUAUGGACCUUGUUUUAACAACCUUUGUAUGGUUGUGAUAAAGAUAUUUUGUAAAUUGUGCUUUUGGUUUAAUGAACUGAACGACGCUUAUUUGGAAUUAAGGGUCACAUGUCUAUGUGAAAGUGCUGAUGUGAGGUCAUCUUUUGCCUUUUAUGUUUUGGUGAAUGUGGUUUUAUUAGGAUUGAAAAGCUGUUCUCAGAUCUGCAGUUUUAUAAAUGCAACCCAGACCUGUUUUCCCCCAUUAAUCUCACCAGUCUUAUUUAAUGUGUAAUUAAAAAGAAGAACUUAAAACCCAA